AUGACCAGUGUCUCUAGUAAAAAUAAGAGCUGGAACCUCUUCCCUAUUGGUGGCGGUAAACCUUUGAGGACCGGGUCGACAUAUUCUCCGGACAACAAGUAUUUUAUCCAGCCUUUCAACAGUCUGCUUAAGGUUUACUAUAUUUCCACCAGACAAUGCGUUAAGACCAUCCCAAAUUUGGAGUUAGACACUUUGGUGGCAUCCAGAAUAGAUCCUUUACAGCCGAACUUAUUGUGGGUUUUUAAAUCGACUGGCGAGUUUUCAAUCAUCAACUGGAAAGAUCGUGCAUUCGAUGAUAGCGGUUCGGUAGUGGUAUAUGAAAGCGGUAAACUUUCGACUUUAGAGAACUUGAAUGAUAUCAUUGAUUUCAGAUUUAAUUAUAGCUUGAAUAGUUAUGAAAUAAUGACGAUUUGUGGGAAAUCAUCUCAAAAGUCCCAUUCCAGCGGACACAAGAAAACAUUGAAUAAAGUCUUGAUAAAGGUCAAUGAAAAAAUCAAUAAUAACCAGGCGGUUGCUUUUAAAGACAUUGAUAUUGAAAACAGUGUGCAAAUCCAAGAAUUAAUUUCCAUCAAGAAAGUGUUGAUGUUUGCUAAAUCUUUGGACUCGAGAUGUAUGGUGUUUUUAACCGAAAGUUCAAGCGAUAACAAUAGUGGUCAGAUGUUGGAAUUGAAAGUGGUCGAAUUAAAAUCUUUCAACAUUCACAACGAACAAUCACACCUUCUUCAAAAGAAAUCAACAGUGACGGCAUUAUCCAUUUCGAAUAACAAAUUAGUUGCCAUUGGGCUCUAUUCUGGGGUGGUUGAAGUAUUAUACAAUUUCGUGGCCGCUUCCUCCGAUAACAGUAACAACAGCAAGAUCUUAAGAUGGCAUAUGAACCCGGUUGGUGCGCUAAACUUCACAAAAGACUCUAAUUAUUUGUUGACCGGUGGGCAGGAAAAAGUUUUAGUGUUUUGGCAAAUAGCAUCUGAUAAAUUACAAUUUUUACCAAGAUUGAACGGGAAUAUUUCACAAAUUUCCACCAAUUAUUUCCCACCAGAUAAUGAUAGUACUAAAAACAAUGAUGGAAUUGAUUAUUAUACUUUGGUACUUGACAUUCCUUCGAGUCAAAAUAAUGAUUUUGAUGUAUUAGUUUUGAACUCUAUCGAAUUGACCUCAAGACUUUCCAUCACCAGUCUUAAACUCAACACCAAGAAUCCCGUGGCGUCACUCAAUAAAGAAAAGAAGAGACUUUUAACAGGAAAUGGCGACGAUAAACUCCCAAAGAUACUAAAAAUUCAAAAGGAUUAUACUUUAUCAGGGUCUUCGGAAAUCAACUCAGUGGAUAAGAACUUAUACAUGUUGAGCGGUUCAGAAAUACAAAGUUUCAGUUUACUUAAAAAUGAACAAAUGUCCAGUUUGAAUGUGGUGCCAAAGAUUUCUAUUGGUAAGGUUAAGACUGAAUUGAACUUGACGGAUCCAAAAGUUAAUCUCUUCAAAUUCACAGAAGACGGGGAAUGGUUAAUUACUGUUGAUGAGUAUGAAACCCCGAGUGUCGACAAUUUGAUUACUAAAGGGGAAGUCAGCUACUCUUUGAAGUUUUGGAAAAGAACUAACGAUGCCGAGGGUAAAAAUAGCAGUGAGAAUCAUCAUUGGGAAUUGGCCACCAAGAUUGUCGAUCCCCAUGGCGCAAAUGUCAAGAUUUUGGAGAUUGUCACUGCUCCUAGUGGAUAUUUCAAAGGUACUGCUUUCUUGACUGCCGAUGCCAAGGGGGGUAUUAGACUUUGGAGACCUCAACAACCAAAGCUUUCGUAUAAUAUUGCUAAGGCCAACAAGCUCCAACCGACGGCUUGGACUUUACGAAAAUUCAUUACUUCAUUGAUCAGUGGCCAUGCUGAAAAUGUCUCGGUUGCCUGGUCUGAAGAUUCUACCUUGAUUCUCAUGAGUUUGGGUAAUAACAUAUACAAAAUUCCUUUGUCUAAUUUUGAUAACUGGAGUUAUUUAACAUACAACAAACAAUUGGUGAACAGCAAGAAUAUCAACUGCAUUAAGUUAAUCAAUAACGAUUCUAACUUGCUAGUGUUCAGCGAUGAGUUUUUGUUGAAUUAUAAUUUGAUAAAUGAUAAAGUUGUCUAUGAAUACAAGGUUGAUGGUAACAAGUUGGAUAUAAAUGAGAAAUUGGUAUCGUUCGACCCAAUCAAUAAGAGAUUCACCGUGGGUUUCAAUUAUUUUGAAACCAAGGGGUCUGAAAUCAAUGAAUCUUCAGCAGUGUUGGUGUUUGAUUACCACCAACCAAAACCAACGGGAUUAACCAAAUAUAACCAUUAUAUUUCUGCGGUGAAAUGGCUUCCUGGUACCGAGAAUUUUAUCAUCUUGGACACCACUCAUAAAAUCAGUCUUUUGGAUUAUACUUCACUAUCAUCACACGUUCCAUCAUUGGUAACGAUUCUUAGCGGCUCAAAGAGUGAAACCGCUGACAAUUUCGCCGAAGAAAUGGUUUCUUUGGUGCAAACCAGUAAACCAAUCAGUUUCGCUAAACCAUCAGGGCAUGCUAACAACAACAACAAUGAUGAUGAUGAUGAUGUCGAUAUGAUUGAUGAUGAUAAUGACAAAUUUUGGUACGGAAAGAGAAUCAAUAAUCAUACUUUCGAAUCGGUGCUCAACAAUAACUUGGAAAACAUGGACAUGGAAGACUUGUUCAAUUCGAUUGUCGAGUGUAUAUAA
Molecule: messenger RNA, 2700 nt
Organism: Saccharomycopsis crataegensis
Lineage: Eukaryota; Fungi; Ascomycota; Saccharomycetes; Ascoideales; Saccharomycopsidaceae
Gene: NAN1
Product: Nan1p
Exons: 1
Coding region: 1-2700 (899 amino acids)
Biological process (GO): positive regulation of transcription by RNA polymerase I; positive regulation of rRNA processing
Cellular component (GO): nucleolus
Molecular function (GO): protein binding; RNA binding
Source: RefSeq, a predicted model, not a curated record